This is a messenger RNA of Lathyrus oleraceus (garden pea), 633 nucleotides long. RefSeq lists its product as uncharacterized. The record is from RefSeq and is a predicted model, not a curated record. The transcript has a single exon. The coding region runs from base 1 to 633 and encodes 210 amino acids. NCBI's taxonomy places the organism in Eukaryota, Viridiplantae, Streptophyta, Magnoliopsida, Fabales, Fabaceae.
AUGUUUGUUAAGGAGAAGGAUGGCAAACUCAUGAUUGCUCAGAUAUAUGUGGAUGACAUUGUGUUUGGUGGGAUGUCAAUUGAGAAGGUUCAACAUUUUGUAAAGCAGAUGCAAUCUGAAUUUGAGGUGAGUCUUGUUGGUGAAUUAACUUAUUUUCUUGGUCUUCAAGUGAAGCAUAUGGAUGAUUCUAUCUUCAUCUCUCAAAGUAAGUAUGCCAAGAACAUAAUGAAGAAGUUUGUUAUGGAGAAUGAUAGUCACAAGAUGACACCUUCACCUACUCAUUUGAAGUUAUCUAAAGAUGAAAAAGGUAUUAAUGUGGAUCAAAGUUUAUACAGGAGCAUGAUUGGUAGCCUGUUAUGCCUUACAACUAGCAAACUUGACAUCACAUUUGUUGUAGGUGUUUGUGCAAGAUAUCAAGUUGAGCCCAAAAUGAGUCACAUCAAUCAAGUGAAGAGGAUUCUGAAGUACAUCAAUGGUACAAGUGACUAUGGCAUGUUAUACUCUCAUGGAUCUAAUUCCAUACUUGUAGGGUAUUGUGAUGCAGAUUGGGCAGGUAAUGCUGAUGAUAGGAAAAACACUUUAGGAGGUUGCUUCUUCUUAGGAAACAAUCUUAUAUCUUGGUUCAGCAAGUAG